AUGGAAGAACAAGUCGAUCGCCUCGUGAGCAAGACCUGGGAGAAAUUCAAAGAUGUCCCUAAAUCGAAGCGCCUUCUGAUCGCCAUAUCUGGUAUACCAGGCUCGGGUAAAACCACCCUCGCAGCAAUAACUGCAACUCGCUUGAAUGGGCUGCAAGCAAAACACUCUCCAGGAACGCACAUAGGCAGCCCUCUUGCCGCCUUCAUCCCAAUGGAUGGCUAUCACCUCUCUCGAGCCCAACUCGACGCCAUGCCCGACCCCGUAUCCGCCCACGCUCGCCGAGGCGCAGCUUUCACCUUCGACGGGAACUCAUUCCUCACGCUUGUGAAGAAACUCCGCGAGCCACUCUGCCCAGAGACCCAGACCCUUUUUGCUCCAUCAUUCGACCACGCGAUCAAAGACCCUGUCGCCGACGACAUCCCCAUCGCGCCCAGCGUCCGCAUUAUUAUUUUCGAAGGAAACUAUCUGUCCCUCAAUAAGCCCCCCUGGAAGGAUGCCGCGGAGCUAAUGGACGAGCUGUGGUUCGUCGAGGUGAAUUUCCACGUUGCGAGAAGCAGACUAGUGUAUAGACACGUCAAGGCAGGUAUUGCAAAGGAUGAAGAAGACGCAGGGAAGCGUGCAGAUGAGAAUGAUUUGGUGAAUGGGAGAGAAAUUAUCGAGGGUAGGUUGGAUGUUCAUGAAGUUGUUCAUAGUAAUGACGAUGAAUCAUGGACUCCGGAGAAGCAGGGGGUUGGGGACGGAACAGAUAAGGCAUCAGACGAGGAAAUGGUAAGUUUAAUAUGA
Messenger RNA from Lindgomyces ingoldianus, 783 nucleotides. Its product is annotated as P-loop containing nucleoside triphosphate hydrolase protein. The record is from RefSeq and is a predicted model, not a curated record. Bases 1 to 783 code for a protein of 260 amino acids. Gene Ontology annotation, cellular component: cytoplasm. Lineage: Eukaryota; Fungi; Ascomycota; Dothideomycetes; Pleosporales; Lindgomycetaceae. The transcript is spliced from 3 exons.